AUGUAAAAAAAGAAAAAUUUCUUGAAAAUUGUAAUCUUGGGAGAUUCAGGAGUUGGAAAAACAACAUUGCUCUAGUAAUUCUUGCAAGGAAAAGUAACAGCAAAUGCGAAGCCGACGAUAGGAGCAGACUUUUCAAAGAAGGAAUUGACAGUUGAUGGGGUGAGUGUGACCUUACAAAUUUGGGAUACUGCUGGAUAGGAAAAGUUCUAAUCUCUGGGCUAUGCAUUUUAUAGAGGUGCCGACUGCUGCGUUUUGUGCUACGAUAUUACAAAUAAGAGGACCUUUGAAAACUUAGAUAGAUGGAAAGAAGGUUUUAUUGAGAAUGCUGCACCAUAUGACAUUUAAACAUUUCCUUUCAUGCUACUUGGGAAUAAAAUAGAUAAAGAAUACGACAGGAAAGUUGACUCCCAAGAAGCCUAGGAAUGGGCUAAAUAAAAUUGUGAUAUGCUCUUCUACGAGACUUCAGCCAAAGAAGGAUUGAGUGUAGAGUAAGCAUUUAACAAACUAUCUAAAAAAGCGCUAGAUAGAGAAUCAAGAAGCAUAUUUUCAAUUCCAGAAUCUAUAGGAGGUGCCAGCGGAGCAUUGUCAUUAAAGAAAGGAUAAGAGAAAAAUUCUGCUAUGAGCAACGGUAGUAAAACUAAAUAAAAAUCUUCAUGUUGCUGA
This is a messenger RNA of Stylonychia lemnae, 663 nucleotides long. Lineage: Eukaryota; Ciliophora; Spirotrichea; Sporadotrichida; Oxytrichidae. The record is from the annotation of a GenBank genome assembly.